AUUCAUUUUGGACGCCCCAAGAUUUACUUCGAUAUAUUUUUUUACAGUUCCUAGCCACACCAAUACACCGGUGGUGAUGAAUGUUGAAACAGAUGUGUUCACGGUUGACUGGGAAGAGGUUAAAGGUGCAUCAUCCUACGUUGUUGAGAUCACACCAGAGAUUGGAGCUAAGUAUAUAAGAAUAACUGAAAGAACAGAAUGGACGGAAAAAGGAACCAAGCCAGGAAAAUGGUUCAAAAUAAAUAUUCAGUCUCGAGAUGAUAAAAAUCGUGGAAAUGGUGUCGCAACAGACAUGUUGGAGCUACAAACAAUUUGCCUUCGCCCAAGCAAUGUUAAAAUGUCGGAAAUAGGAACAACUUUUGUGAAGUUCGGAUGGAACGAAAUGGAAGGUGCCGAUUUCUAUGUUGUAACCAUCAUAUGGAGUGUUAAAGACGAACUUGUCAACAGAUUUGGUUCACAAGAAAUCCCAGAAGCCGAAACCGUUGUUUGGGAGGGAGAAUCGGGAAUUAAGAAGGACGGUCUGAAAGCAUCUAAGUUGGAACAGUUCAAGAUAAAUCCUUCUGAAGUUGCUGUGAAAGAUAAACGAGCAUGGUUCCAGUUCCAGACUCGUACAAACAGCAUAGAGAUUGUUGGACUUGAUUCUGCAACUCAGUAUUCAUUUCAAUUCGAAACUGUCAAUCAACAAGGCAAAGUCAGUCAUGGAAAAGUGUACAUGAACGAAACAACAGUGCCGGAAAAAGUGGGAACCGUCACUCUUCUUGGAGUUACUGAUUCGUCAGCAAUGUUUACAUGGGACGCCGUUGAAGGAAUUGAACAUUACAUCAUCAACGUUACCAGCCAAUCAAAUGGAAGAGUGAAAACAUUCAAAUCGAAAAGCUCAAUGAUUACACUGAAAGAACUAGCUCCGGGAUCCUGGUUUAAUGUUGAGAUCUUCACCGUUGGAUCUGAUGGCAACAUGAACUAUGAAGGCAGCGAAGAAUUGAGCUUUCAGACUGUGCCUUCUCCUCCUACCAACUUCGAAAUCACGAAUGUAUCGACAACAACAAUGGACCUGAGUUGGGACGAGAGUGAAGGGGCUUCCUACUACAAGAUCAUCAUUCGACUGACAGAACCCUUCAGAGUUGUUCAUCGAGUUGUGGAAGUUCGAACCAACAGUCACACUGUAGAGAAACUCAGUCCUGGGACAAAAUACUUAUUCACUGUGGUUUCAGUUUCCACGGGUGGACGGGAAAGCACAUCAUCGAGAUUGAUUUUGGAAACGACAACUCCUGCAAAACCAUCUGAUUUGAGGCUCAUAGAUAUCAGCUCAACAACUGCUAAUCUACAAUGGCAAUAUAUUGAAGGCGCAUUCAAAUACGUUGUCAGUAUUCGAGGAGACGACAAAACCAGUUCAGAAGUUGAGACUAAAGGCACUGUGAUAUCCAUCGAUAACUUGACACCUGGCGUAUGGUAUGAAUUCUGGGUCAAAUCUGUUGGUUCCAAUGGAAAAGUGAAUCAGAAAGAAAGUAAUAUCAUAAGGAAACAGACAGUUCCGGAAUCGCCAGAUCCAAUCAAAAUUGAAGAAGUCACGACAACUACGAUUGCACUGAGUUGGAAGAAAGUUCAUGGAAUCAAGCAAUACCGAUUAUUCGUUGAGGAAGCAGGUGAUACGACAGGGAACACUCUCCGUGUUUUCAACGUUACCAGAAGCUUCUUCACCCUGAGUCAACUCACUCCUGGCAUGACGUAUUCCAUAAGUGCUAUUGCUGUAGGAACGAGCGGAGUGAGCAGUGUAAAGAGCGAUACAGUACAAAAGGCAACAGUGCCUGGAUCGAUUGGGGAACUAAAUGUAACUGAUGUGUCUACAAGUCACGUGGGCCUGAAAUGGACACCGAUAACAGGUGCUUCAAUGUACACUUUGCUUAUGCGUUUACCUGGCAGUGGUAAGAUUGUGAAGUCUCUCGAUACCAAGAAGUCCUCACUUGUGGUGACGUCCCUACAACCAGGGUCAACUUACAUAUUCUCAGUCACUGUCAUUGGGAAAGACAGAAAGAAGAGCGGAGAAAGUCCCGAGAUUCAAGUACAGACAACUCCGUUAUCUCCAACUGGUGUGAAAUCUGAAAAAGUAACCACUACAGCUAUUGACCUCAGCUGGAACAAAGUAAGAGGGGUCAAAUUGUACAAAGUUAUCGUACGCGAGCAGGGCUCUGGCUCCAUCUGGAGAACAGACGAGGUACAGAAAACUCAACACUCGGUGGUGCAACUAACACCAGGAAAGACGUACGUUUUACGUGUCGUAUCCGUAGCAACAAGCGGGAGAGAAAGUACAGCAGCCGCAGCUGUCACAGAAACAACAUUCCCAGAGAAGCCAACAGGUCUUCAAUUCAUCGACAUCAAAUCAACUUCAAUGUCACUAAAAUGGGAUGAAGUUAUUGGAGCAGAACAGUACACCAUAUAUGUGCAAGGAGAUGAUAAAACAAAUCGUGAAUUAACUUCAACUGAAGCAGAGGUUACAAUUAAAGCUCUAUCGCCUGGGCAGUUUUACAAAGUUUUUGUUUUGGCUGUCGGAAGAAAGAAGAGGCAAUCAAAACAAAGUGAUAAACUAAGAGAGCAAACUGCUCCAUUAUCUCCAUCUAAACUGCUUAUGACGAAGACGGGAACAACUUUUAUAUCUUUCCAGUGGGAACCAGUGAGCGGUGCUAAAUUCUAUGAAGUAACAAUCCAUGGCCAAACCGGACCAACAGAAUCAGGGAAACAGACUUCUCAAACGUUCAUCUCAGAUGACACGGACUAUACUGUUAAUCAACUUGUACCUGGCGUGGCUUACACCAUCACCGUUGUUGGAGUCGGUACUAGUGGACGCAAAUCUAGACCGAGUCAAGAAUUGAAACAGACUACUGUUCCUGCUGCACUCGAUGACGUCAUUGUUGAAGACGCUACAGCAACAUCUGUUACAUUACGCUGGUCUGGCGUCACAGGGGCUUCCAGUUACACCAUAGUUGUGAGAUCAGCCAGUGAUCGUUCUAACACAGUUUUACGAACAGUCGACACAACUAAAACCACAUUUACUGUCCCUGCUCUGGUGCCGGGUGAUUUGUAUUUCUUCUCCAUCAGAUCGAAAGGUUUUGGCGGAAAACUAAGCAAAGAGAGCCCGAGAGUCGAAGCCCAAACCGUUCCUCUACAGCCAUCUGACGUCGAAGUUACUGAAGUUGGAACUACCACUAUGAGUCUCAAAUGGAAAUCUGUGAACGGUGCCGGUUUCUAUCGAGUGUCAACAAAACCAAAGCAAGGUGAUAAAACCAAAACUGACGAUGUCAGAGAAACUGAACAUAAGGUCGAGGGUUUGAAUCCCGGUGUGGAAUACGUUAUCACAAUCAGUGCUGUUGGAACAAGUGGAAGAGAGGGCAAGGCCUCGAGCCCUGUCAAACAAGUUACAAAACCAUCUGGACCAACAGGAGUGACUCUCUCUAACGUAAGAACAAACUCAAUCACAGUGAAGUGGAAUGAAGUGACAGGUGCCAGAAACUAUAAAGUUAUUGUUCAAGAAAAAGGGAAAGUUGAUGUAGAGGAAUACGACACUCUGACUAACAGCCAUUUCCUCACCGAAUUGCAACCUGGAACGGAAUAUUCUGUAUCAGUGUCAUCUGUUGGAUAUGAUGGACAAGAAAGCGCACCAAGUGGACAAGUUUCGGAACAAACAAUGCCGAAUCCACCAAAUAUGCUGCGAAUAAUCGACACCACGGAAACAUCAAUUUCGUUCAGAUGGGAAGAUGUACGAGGUGCAAUCGGCUAUGUUGUCGUUAUGACAGAAGUUUUAUUCGUCACAGAGACUAGGAUUGAGACGAUAAGUAAUAAGAUUACAGUCAAGGACCUCUCACCUGGAACUGAAUAUGAAUUCCGAGUUCUGUCUGUUGGAAAGAAAGAUAGAAUCAACACUGUGCCAAGCAGAAUGCUGAUUGAACAAACAGUUUCAUCACCAGUACAAGGGGUUCAAAUCAUGUCAGUUACUCCGAAAACAGUUCUCCUAGGAUGGAGCAGAUCGCCAGGUGUUGCAAGAUAUGUUAUCAAAGUCCGGGACCAUUCUACCGGUGUUUUGGUGGAAAGAUUCGAUGUAAUUGCCAAACAACAAUUAGUGGAAGACCUGCAGCCUGGAAAGAAUUAUUCAUUCACUGUGACUUCCAUCGCUAACAAUGGCAAAGAGAGCGACGAAAGUGAACCUGCUGUCGUAAGCACAAAGCUUUCAACCCCGGCUAAACCAGUUGCGAGAACUGUGACGAACUCGAGUGCAACUCUGAGAUGGAAGGAAGUGGAAGGUGCCAGAGAAUACAUCGUCAUUGUCCGUGAUGUCGAGCAAGCAACUCAGACAAGGAUAACCGUUGAAGAAGAAUUUAUUGUGGUUGAAGAACUUGUUCCCGGUACUACAUAUUCAUUUUCAAUCAUCGCAGUCGGAGAGAGCGGAAAACAGAGUGAGAAAGGACCGACAACAACUUUGCACACAAUUCCCCAAAUCCCACGAAUCAAAAAGGUUGAUUCUAUUGCAACGGAUUAUCUGUCAAUUUCUUGGGAUGGAGUGAAAGGCGCUACUAGGUAUGUCAUAUAUGCUAGAUGGAAAAGACCCGGCGUUCGUCAGCCAAGAGUGAUCAAUGCAACAACCACUAUGACAUCAUACAAAUUCAAGGUCCCACUUCCUGGUGUUAAGUAUGACAUCACAGUUGAAGCGGAAGGAAAAGGCGGGAAAAGUCAAGAAAGUGCAAUACUAGAGGAAAGCUCCUUGCCAGAGGCGCCACCGACCCCUAAGACGGACGAAGUUUCAACAACAUCUGCGAACAUGAAAUGGGAGCCAGUUCCAGGUGCCGCCUCAUACGAAGUACAGAUUCUCGAUGAAUCAACCGGGAAGGAAGAAACCUUGGUCGUUUACAAAGCUGAAGUUCAACUGAAAGGUCUGGAUGCAGGAAACUGGUACAGCAUCAAAGUAUUCUCCCGGGAUUCAAAAGGAAGAAUGAAUAAAGAGGGAAGUUCCGCAUUCAGGAUUCAGACAGUUCCGAGUCCUCCAGCAAGAAUGCAGAUAGAAAAAGUGACCAUGGAUUCUGUGUCAGUAACAUGGAGAAAAGUGGUUGGUGCGGAGAAUUAUGUCUUGACCGUGACGGCCGAUGAGUCUGAGGUUGUUGAGUUUGCCAAAUCUUGGCAGAAUGUUGAAAUGUCAAACGGACAAGUUUCUUUCAGAAUUACGACAGAUAAAAACAUGGCCACUGUUGAUGGAUUGAAGUCUGGAUCCCAGUUCCGUUUUGAAGUUCAAGCAAUCGGAGCUCAAGGUGGAAAAAGCGAAUCGAUCUCUAUGGAGGCGACAACGCUUCCUGCUAUUGUUGAAGACGUAUUAGUCAGCAAGAUUUCGACAACUUCUGCUACUAUUAGAUGGACUGAUGUAAAAGGUGCUUCUUUCUAUCGAGUACGCGUGAGAAAUAGACAAAAACCAAUUGUACAAAACGUCCAACAACCUGUCGCAACCAUGACUGGACUGAUAGCUGGUACUUGGUACAAUGUAUCCGUCACUACAUUUGAUAUUCUGAACAGGACAAGUGGAGUUCAAAGCGAGAAUGUGCAAUUUCAAACGGUUCCUCGCAAAAUCACCGACUUUGAAUCAAGUGAAACAACAAUCAACAGCAUGAAGAUAUCGUGGAAAUCAGUCAAAGGUGCAAAAUCUUACGAACUAAAACUUCUCUGGAUUGCCGACGAAGUAUCAUCAGGUCAUCUUAAGGGUGAAGCACCACAGGACAGAGAUGGGUUGACGUUCAAAACAUUCAAAAGCCCUCUGACUCAAAUCAAACUUAGCCAACUUGAUCCUGGAACUACUUACUGGUAUGAAAUAACCAGCUUCUCCGAAGAAGGGAGACGAAGCUUACCGAGUAACAGAGCAAAUGAAACAACAUUGCCGGACGGAAUCACUGAAAUCAACAUCGAUGCCGUUACAAACACAUUGAUAUCUCUUUCCUGGGAACCUAUUAAAGGUGCCGGCAGCUAUGCCAUCCUGAUCUCAAACAUGAAAGCAGCUGGAUCUCCAAUGCGUCGGCAAACAAAGAGGCCAGAGAUUAUUGUGGAUAAUCUUAACCCUGGUGUUGCAUACGAGUUUGUUAUCAGGCCUCGAGGAGUUAAAGGAAAUCAAGAUGAAGUUGAAACUUCCAGUAUAAGGGUUAAAACGAUUCCUCUGCCACCAUCUUCAAUUAAAGUUGAUAGUGUAUCACAAACGAGUAUCGAUAUCUCUUGGACACCGUCUCGCGGAGCAACAAGAUAUGGUAUCUUAGCUGAAUACAAAGACAUGAACAGGCGUCUCAGAACUCUUGAGUUUGAAUCAACGACUCCUGAUUUCCGAAUCAGAGACUUGCAAUCUGGUAUCAGUUAUGUGUUGCAAGUUGUAGCCUACGGAAACAGAAACGAAGCUUCAAAGAGUGAAAGAAGCCCUGCUAUUGUACAAAGAACAAAAUUGGCUGCUCCUGCAAAUCUUACUUUGGAUGACUUUGCUGAAGAUUACGUUGCCUUAUCAUGGGAACCUACAACAGGUGCAACUGCAUACACCGUCUACGUACGUGACGUAGAAAAAGAUGACAUCACUCCUAUUGAUUUGGAAAACGAGUUGUUUACAGAUGUGACGAAUCUUGAACCCGGAGUUUUGUACUCGUUUUCUGUCAGAGGCAUCAACAGAAAAGAUGACAUGAUGAGCGAACACAGCAAUAUUGUUCAGCAGAGAACAGUUCCAUCCGCACCACAAUUCGUCACUGUCAUUGAAGUCGGAGCAGAUUUUAUAGAUGUUAAAUGGGAUCCUGUCGUAGGUGCCGAUUUCUACACAAUAUUCCUGGCUGAGAAAGGAGAGGCUGAAGAAAUGAUUCCUGAUUACCUGUUCACAUCUGCUAUGUUGAGCGAUUUAAAACCUGGAACGGAAUACAGGAUUCAGAUCAUGGCAACAUCGGUGGAAGGAUACGAGAGUAGAAGAAGCGAUAGACUGACGCAAGCUACUGCACCCAACGCUCCAGGAACUCCGACUGUGAAAUCCUUCAAUACUAAUUCUAUCGAGUUGGAAUGGGAGAGAAUGCAAGGGGCGACCAGUUACAUUAUUACAAUGACCGACGAACAAACAAAAGAAAAAUCUGAGAUUGAUGCCGGUUCAACUUUGACCUUCCUGAUUAGUGACCUUUCCCCCGGAAGUGUCUAUUCAUUCACAAUUCGUGGGGAGGAUCAGGACAAAGGGCUCACCAGCGAUGAAAGUGGUUCGAUUACUCAAGGAACAUAUCCUGAGACACCAAAUGUUCAAGUGAUUUCCUUCUCGCCGGACAGAAUAUCUCUGUCUUGGAAUAAAAUUGAAGGAGCACAUUCUUAUACACUAUAUGUGAAGGAAGUUGAUGGUUCUAAAGGGGAGCAAGAGAUUGAGAAAUUGAAGGCGACGAAAUAUACUAUCGAUGAACUAAAGUCGGGAAGCGAAUAUGAAAUCCAAGUGGUUGCAAUAACUGAGGGAGGACUGAGAAGUGACAGAAGUGUUAGGGUUAUACAAUUCACAUCUCCCAACUCACCAAGUGGACUCGCUGCUGUCAACGUCACACAGAAUGCUUUUACUGUAACCUGGAUCCCUGCUGCAGGAGCAACGUCUUACACACUCGUGCUCACCAACAUUGAAACAUCAGAAAAGACCAGAGUAGAUGUGGAAGGAGUCCUAGAAUACAGGUUUAACAAACUGAAAGCCGGAACGAUGUUUUCUAUCUAUGCUUUUGCAUUGACACUACCGGACAAUACAAGAAGUGAUAGGAGCGAAACGAUUGAACAAAGAACAUUGCCUCUUGCUCCCAAGAAAGUUGUCAUCUUCGAUGUGAAAGAAUCAAGCAUUUCUUUGGAAUGGAAAAAAGUAAAAGGAGCCAAAACUUAUACCGUGUUUGUGAACCGAGUUGGUGAUGCACAAGGCUUGGAAAGGCAGGUGAAAGAUAUUGCAACACCACUAGUGACUGUGGAUCGUCUCUCACCUGGAACUCUGUAUCAAUUCGAAGUAGCUUCUGUGACUGAGGACAGACUAGCUGGAAAGAGAAGUGACCAGGUUCAGCAGCAAACUGUCCCAGCUCCACCUCAAGAUAUCGUCAUAUCAGAAGUGACAUCAACUUCUUUCAGAGUAAAUUGGACAAAAUCUGAAGGAGCAACGUCUUACAGUUUGAAAGUUGUGAAUGAAGACACGAAACAGGAGCGAAUCAAAUCAGUAGGAAAUACAGUGACUACAAAGUUCAUUCGUUUAGUUCCGGGUUCACUCUACCGAAUCACUGUUAACGCACAAAGGAAAGACGCUGAUGUCACAAGCAGAAAUAGCUACAGAGUAAUGCAGAGAACAUUACCGCUGGCACCAACAAACCUCAGAGUUACGUCAAGAUUUUCUGAUGCUGUUUCCCUGGAAUGGGACGACACGAAAGGUGCGGCAUCUUUUCAUAUUUAUAUCUACGAACUGAACGAGGACGGAACACCAAAAGGUGAUGAAUUGUUCAUCGAUGGAAUCCUUGACCUCACAGUUGAGAUAAUUGACCUUGACCCCGGAAGUUUAUAUGAGUUUGAAGUCGUUUCCGUAACUGAAGAAGGAGAAACGAGUGAGGACGGAGCACUGAUUUCUGAACGAACAAGGUACGCCGCACCAAUUAUGCCUCAAUCUACAAAACCUCUUGUACGGUUAUCCAAGGUGGGAUCGAGCACAGCAACAGCGGAGUGGGACGCCAUACAGUUUGCAUUUGAGUACAGACUGCUGGCCGUAUCUGAUGACGCCGCUAAUGUUGCUGUUGAUUUCAUCAAUGGCACUACGGCAGUUAUAGAAGGCUUAUCCGCGAAUACUGAGUAUCUGGUAACACUCGUUGCCAUUGGAAGAAGCGGAGACCAAACAGAAGAGAGCUCACCCCCAGCUAUACUCAACACCUUGCCUCUACCGCCUUCAAAACCAAGCGGGCUGGAAGCAACAGGUUUGACCAAGGAUUCGAUUCUUUUGACGUGGGAGCCAAGUCCAAGAGCUCAAUCGUAUGAGAUAGAAAAGGUGGACCCAGUCACUAAGAAUAAACAAGUAAUAGGAAAAAUCCUAGAACCUCAGUGGGAGAUAAAGGACUUGCGACCUGGAAAAAUCUAUGUUUUCCGAGUGACUGCCGUGGGAAGAUUCGAGAAAUCAGAAUUAAGUGAUGAAAUAAGAACAGGAUCAACUCACCCCAUACCACAGAUGCCAUACACAGGAGUUGAAUUGAUCCAAGCUUCGAAUAUUCGUUGGAAUGGAUUCACACUGACACUACAGAGAAUACCUGACGCUGUUACAUACACGAUUAUAAUGAGAACUGGUGGAGAAAUCUUCAGAGAAAUUAAUAAUAUCCGUUUCACUCGAUAUCCGGUGGGAAAUCUAACAGAGAUGACAACCUAUGAAGUCACCUAUGUCGGAGUUGGUGCUGGAGGAGAAGAAUCAGACGAAAGCGAUCCAUCUCUAUUUGCAACAACAUUGGCAAACACUCCGGAAAUACCAAAGGGUGUCGGUGCAUCAGACAUGACGGCAGAAUCGGUUGUGGUUGAGUGGGAUGACGCAGAUCGUGCUGUCUCAUAUGACGUCAUUAUUACCGAACUUUUGACCUCUAUACCAACAUUCUUCCAGGAUGUUUCGAGUCCUUUCAUUGCUACUGGGUUAGUGUUUGACACAAGGUACGCUGUAGCGGUCGUCUCAGUAGGAAAUUUCGACAGAUCAAGACCUUCAGGACAAGUUAGAUUUAAAACUAAAAUCCCGAAGCCGGGAGAUGUAAGAGUUAUCAGAACGAGGUUUGUUGAAAAGAACGCAAUCGGUUUGUUGUGGUCACCCGCUAUCUACGCUGUUAGUUACACUAUAUCGGUGUCUUUGAAUGGGAAACAAGUCCAGACACAUAAGGAGAUUCUUGGGAACUCGAUUCGAAUAGAAAACUUGAAACCAGAUAAAAACUACAAAGUGGGAGUGAAGCCGAUUGGUUUGGAAAAAGAUGAAGGAAACGAACAAUACAUUUACGUUACUACUCUUCCAACAUCAGGCAGUGAUGAAGAUUACGAUGAAAACAUUAAUGAGUUUGGAAUCGAUGAAAGCACGUUAGAUGAUGAUGAACCCGAAGAACAGCCGGGGGAUCCCGGAAAACUUACCAGCCCUCGCUCCCCAAAGCCUGAUUCAUUGGAAGAUGCCUUGUCCAAGCUGAUCUCUGACAUGAUGGAUUUACCAGACGAUGAAAUUACUAAAAGCAGCAGCGGAAAGGAAAUCAUCAAAGAAUCCUCGAUUUUCAGGAACCGUAUCUGGAGAACCGUUGAAAGCAUCAGAAGAUUUGUAAUGGGGCAAACUUUAUUCCAACUGGCAGAACGGAAAAGCGACUUGUCCAUUUUGCAACAAAGAAAUUCAAAAGAAGUUUCGGAUCAAAUGGAUAAGCUGAUAAUACUGAGCAGACAUAUCAGAGAUGACGGAAAGGAACUCGGCAGAUCAGGAGCCAAGAAAUUUGCGAUGGAGAUUGCUGGAAUACUAUCAACUAUAUUCCUACAGACUCCUGAGACCGAAGGUAUCAGUGCUGCAGAUAAGGAAGACAUUCAGGAAGAGAUGGCCCCGAUAUUAGAAGAUUUAUUAUUGGAAGUUAUACUGGGUGAAUUUGAGGUGAAAAUUUCACUAGUGCAAGCAAGAAACAUCGCGCUGACAUGGUCCGGUAAAAUACCAACAGAUGAGAUUGUUUUCAAAAUUCGUGAAGUUGAUUCCGACACGUUCUUGGAGAGCAUCACGGUAGACAAAGACACUCCCGAUGUCAAAUUCCAGAAACUAUCGCCGAACACCAACUAUGAGAUCUUCGUUGCAACGAGCGAUGACACAAGGAUUUUAUAUUCUGAAGAAACUACAACUAAACAAGGACUAUUUGUCGUCCCCCCACCGCCACCGAUCGCUCUCCGAAUCCAAUUCGCUGCUAGAUCGUACAUCACAGUGCGAUGGAAAAAAGUAGUCAAAGAAAACACUGAGAUCACCUACAUUGUGAGAUUGUAUCGACCAAACGGAAAGAAAGUGAUCGAACGGUUCAAGAUGCAAAAAGCAACUUCUUUAAAUAUCACAAAGUUGAAAAGAAAAACAAGUUAUGAUGUCACUGUGUCCUCUUAUGACAUCGGCGCGAAGAAACAAUCAAAAGAAAGCCCAAGGCUUCGAAUCCGAACCAAGUAGAAUCUAACAAUCUAGAACGAACAAUAGACUCAAAUGAAGCCUUAAAUAGACUCAAACAAAACAUUGAGCAGCCUCUGCGAAGACCUCUUAGUCUCAAACAAGCCUUUUUUGUUUAUAAAAGUUUCGCAAAUUAGAAAAUGUCAGUAUUAAACAUUUGAUUGCUGUAUAAAAUUAUUAACGUUUUUUUCUUUCGACUAUUCGUGAUCUCUGGGGUGACCAAGUUUGAAGAUAUUGAAUGGUGUAUUUACGAUCUCCUAUUCUGAGGAAAGCAGUGUGACAUCACACAAGCAAAAUGUUAUUUCAUAAUAUAUUGGUGCCCACAAGAAGUAGCUGACAGAACAAGUGUAUAUAUUAUAUAUACUUGUUAUCUAUAUAGUGGACAAAUUAAUGUAUUCUUAACAUCCAGUAUAGGCAAGAGAGAUUUUAUAUCAAGCUAUCAGUUCCAUUUUGAUAAAGCAUUACUAUAUUUGUGAAUUUAAAAUCUACUUUUGACUUUCAUUAGGGCAUUGAUACGGAAGGUAAUGAAACGUCCCAUUACACAAUUUUGAUGUUAUUUUACAAUACAUAACACCAAAAUUUGAAGUCACAAUACAAAAACUAAGAUUUCAUAAUACAAAGCAUAAUGAUGUUAUAUAUAAAAUGUACCCAUACAGAAUGAUGAUGUCAUAAUACAUUGAAUGUGACAUCACAAAAACAGUAACACGGUGAUUGCUUUUCAAAGUAUGUGAAGGCCAUGGCCAGAUGAUUAUCCCGUAGCCGUUUUAUAGUCUUUCCUCUUUACCUAGUCUCCAUUAGCUAUAUAUAAAGCUAAGACUUAGCUAUUCAUGUUAAGCACCUAAAUUUUGGUUAUUUUUGUAUUAUUGCUUAUAGAGUUAUAUAUGUUAUAAUAUAUAUAAGAAUGCUGCCAAAGAUAUGUUUUCAUAUUUUGCCAAAUAAAUCAUAUUUUGUUCUUUUUU
Messenger RNA from Styela clava, 12129 nucleotides. Lineage: Eukaryota; Metazoa; Chordata; Ascidiacea; Stolidobranchia; Styelidae. The record is from RefSeq and is a predicted model, not a curated record.